This is a messenger RNA of Caenorhabditis briggsae, 1863 nucleotides long. The coding region runs from base 1 to 1863 and encodes 620 amino acids. The transcript has 8 exons. Gene Ontology annotation, molecular function: GTPase activator activity. NCBI's taxonomy places the organism in Eukaryota, Metazoa, Nematoda, Chromadorea, Rhabditida, Rhabditidae. Gene Ontology annotation, biological process: activation of GTPase activity. The record is from RefSeq and is a predicted model, not a curated record.
AUGUUGCCAUAUUUGGCCUAUCGAUACGUUAAAAACAAAAGAGAAAAGAAUCAGCGAGAAAUGGAUAAUGAUCUGGAUUCAAUGGUCCGGAGCAUAGUCCCGGACAAGCCUGUCGUCAGCAUUUCUGGAGUUGCUGCAAAGCUGGAGGAGACGUCUCGUGAAUACAUUCCGGGAGUUUAUCGAUUGUUGAGAAAUCCAUUGGAGUUUUCAUCGAAUGGCGGCCAUCAGAAGACCCGGAUGCAUCAUGAUGGAAAUAGUGAAAUGGUACACUCCAGAUCGCCGGAAGAGAAGCGAGAUCGUGGAGCUCGUGUGGCCUUCUCGAUGGAUGUCAACGAUUUGAGCAGUUUUCGAAAUGAAGAGCCAAAAAGAGGUAGUGGAGGAUUCCCAUCGAUCCGAUUGAUUUGUCGUGAUGGAAGCAGCCAAGUGCCUCUUUUCUUCAGGAACUGCUCGACUGGAGAGUUCAUCGAUCGUCUGCAAGGAUACAUAACUCUACGUCGAUCGAAUCGCGAAGCGAAUCUCGUCAUAGUCGUCGAUCAAAAAUCGGAAGCACUUGCGAAAAGUGUCAGCAUGCUUGAUGAGAACGGAGAUAUUCUUUCGAGAUUUAUGCAAAAUCCAUACAUGACUGCAAUGACUGGAUUCAGCAAAAUCACCUCUUUUGUACAGGAUCAAGUUAUCCCCUCAGUUCUCAAUGAUACAGAUGCAGUUACACAAGAAGAGAAGAUUCGAUUGAUGAGAGAAUUACGAUUGGCUGAGGAGCAGAUGCGAGUUCAUUCGGAUGCUGCUGGAGAGUUCGAAGUGGUCACUCAAUUGGAUUUGCCACCAAGACCAGAGAUCUACAGAGAGUUGCCGGUUUCAAAGGAAUUGUGGAAUUCGUUCAAACUUCCAAAUGGUUCAUACGAUCCACUGAAAUUGCAUCAUCUGAAGAUGAAUGUGUUCCGUGGUGGACUCAAUGCUGAACUUCGUAAAGAAGCAUGGAAGUGUCUUCUUGGAUAUCGACAGUGGCAUGAGACAGAUGCAGAGUUUGAGAAGAAGCGUGCAGAAUUAGCGAAACAAUAUCAGAAUAUGAAGAAUCAAUGGAUGGCAAUCACCGAGGAUCAGGAGAAACGGUUCUCGAAAUUUGUGAAGCGCAAGUCGCUUGUAGAGAAAGACGUCGCUCGUACCGAUCGAACUGUUCCAUUCUUCCAAGGAGAAGACAACGUGAAUCUCGUUCAUCUUCACAAUGUUCUCAUGACCUAUGUGAUGUAUAACUUUGAUUUGGGAUACGUUCAAGGAAUGUCAGAUUUCGCAUCUCCUCUGUUGUUCGUGAUGAAGGAUGAGGUUGAUACAUUCUGGUGCUUCGUUGGAUUGAUGGAGAUGACUCAUAAGAACUUUGAGAAGGAUCAAGCAUUCAUCAAGCUUCAAAUGAACCAGUUGAGAGAUAUGGUUAUGAUUGUCAAUCCAAAAUUGGCAAAUUAUUUGGAAAGCGAAAAAUCCGAUGACAUGUACUUUUGCUUCCGAUGGGUUCUUGUAUGGUUCAAGCGAGAGUUUUCAUUCCUGGACACUUGUAAACUUUGGGAAGUCCUCUGGUCAGGUCAACCAUGUCCACGAUUCCUCCUUCUCAUAUGCGUCGCCAUCCUGGACUCACAAACUAACAUUAUCAUUGAUAAUCAGUUUGGAUUGACGGAAAUUUUGAAGCAUAUCAAUGAUUUGUCAAUGCAUCUCAAAGUCGACGAGAUUCUCACUGCCGCCGAAGCGAUUUUCCAUCAGCUCUCAGCUAGUCAGAACAAGCUUCCAACUCAUAUCUGCCAAUACCUGAACAUUGGCGAAUCAGCUGUUAGCUCCAACAGCAGCAGUCCAGCGAAAGGGGACUCGAAAGAUUUAUAA